This is a messenger RNA of Temnothorax curvispinosus, 1680 nucleotides long. It is a transcript of the gene Ndfip, whose product is annotated as NEDD4 family-interacting protein 1-like. Gene Ontology annotation, molecular function: WW domain binding. Gene Ontology annotation, cellular component: perinuclear region of cytoplasm; Golgi apparatus; endoplasmic reticulum. Bases 183 to 923 code for a protein of 246 amino acids. NCBI's taxonomy places the organism in Eukaryota, Metazoa, Arthropoda, Insecta, Hymenoptera, Formicidae. The transcript has 6 exons. The record is from RefSeq and is a predicted model, not a curated record. Gene Ontology annotation, biological process: positive regulation of protein ubiquitination; ubiquitin-dependent protein catabolic process; metal ion transport.
AACGACCUGCAGCAGUCACGUCGAUUACGACCUACCAGCUGUCAGACAUCGAUUGUGAACCCUUUUUACAGUUGUCUCAGACUCCGGGCAAGGGCGUCUCGCGUCCCGCAACCUCACACCGUCCCCCGGGCCGAGUUUUCGCGAUACCGUUUCUCAGCCGCGCCGCGCAAAUCUGGCCGGAAAUGGACAGUAACGCCCGUCACAACACGCCGCCUCAAGCGGGUGCGGAUACCGAUGGCGAAAUUCAGAAUCAGUCGAUUCAGAACGAAGUUCCUACGGUCACUGUGGCAAUGCCCUUCAUGCAGGUCGACAUGCUCGGCCAUUCUGGAGCAUCUACUGCUGCUCUGGCUACAACGACAAACCGAAUGGUUGAAGGCGAAGAGAUUCCACCCCCGAAACCAGACUUUUCCGCACCUCCUCCUUACGAAGUAGCCACCAAAUUACCCAGUUACGAAGAGGUUCAGCGUGAAAAGACUCUGCAGGGCGAGCCACAGCCUCAAAUACACAUGCCAGGAAAUAUUAGACCACCACAGCAGCCUCUGACAAUACUGGCUAUAGAUACCGAAGCUGCCGAGGGUGAUCCAGAAAGCGGGCUGCUUGGCACAGAUUUCAUGUUCUUCACAGCGUUUCUUGUCGCAUUCCUAUUCAACUGGAUCGGAUUUUUAUUACUGAUGUGUUUCUGUCACACUAUUGCCUCUCGUUACGGUGCGCUAGCCGGCUUCGGAUUGUCCCUGACAAAGUGGACGCUCAUUGUUAAACACUCCACCGACCUUGCUUCGCGAGAGAAUUCAUGGCUGUGGUGGUUGAUAAUGGCAUUCGGGGUUCUAAUUUGCGUACGUGCCAUCAUUCAAUAUUUAAACAUCAAACGUGGUUGGAGACUACUGUCCGGGAGCGCACAGGAGCGUCUACUUUUUUUCUAUUAAAAAAUCAUUAAAUCUGCACCAUUUUUUUCUUUACUCAACUUGGCUUUAGAGCAAACAGCAUUUCUAUGUGGGGUCAUAUUUGUAUAAUAUAUAAUCGAUUUUCUUAAGGGAGAGCAUCGUGUAGAUCGUAAUAUCUAUCUAUAUACAGAACGAAAACAGCAGGAUCUUUAAAAUGAUUUGCCAAAUUCGUCGUGAUGAAACGGAUAUGAAAAUACGAAUAAAAAGAACGAUAAAGAGAAUCAGUCCCUUUUUCGCACAUACAUACAUAUGGAAGACAUAUAAACGCUAUUUUAUGUAAUGUUAUAACGUGAUAGGCUAUGGGAAAAAAAGAAAUGUACAUUUUUAUUGCUCAAAAUAAUAUGAACAAUGCUUUAAGUCAAUACUCUUAUUCAUUUUAAGCGUUGUUCAUUUAAAUGCAGAUCACUGAAGAACGUAAACGUGUGGAGCGCAUGUCAAAUCGUAAUUUGUGCAAAAUUGACAAGUCAAAAUAAAUCGCGUAAAGAGACAAAAUAUACGAUUCGUUAUUAUUUCCGGAUAAAUGAUGAACAACAGUUUUCUGAUAGUAUAAUAUAUUCUAGCGUUAGACAAGCUUCUAUAGAGAUUGACUACUUACUAAAUAUGAUAAGUGUAUUAAUAUAUCCCGCUUGUUUAUAUAGUACUAUAAUUUAUAUAAAUAUAAAUAUAUAUAUAUACAUACAUAUAGAGAAUUCUUAUCGAAAGAGAAUUCUUAGAUAUAAAUAAAAAACAAUAAAUAUUA